Messenger RNA from Archocentrus centrarchus (flier cichlid), 2616 nucleotides. RefSeq names its product zinc finger protein 239-like. NCBI's taxonomy places the organism in Eukaryota, Metazoa, Chordata, Actinopteri, Cichliformes, Cichlidae. Gene Ontology annotation, molecular function: RNA polymerase II cis-regulatory region sequence-specific DNA binding; DNA-binding transcription factor activity, RNA polymerase II-specific. The record is from RefSeq and is a predicted model, not a curated record. Bases 34 to 1356 code for a protein of 440 amino acids. Gene Ontology annotation, biological process: regulation of transcription by RNA polymerase II. The transcript is spliced from 3 exons.
GAGCUGACCUGUUAAAACUCCAUUCGAGCAGACAUGGGCACUCUGCGCUAUCUGAACUUGUUCAUUAGCGAGCGCCUGACGGCGGCGGCUGUGGAGAUUUUCGGGGAAGUGGAGAAAACCCUGAGAGAGUUCCAGGGAGAAAUCAGCCGGUCCAAGCAGGAAAUAGAUCAUCUGCGAUCACUGGUGUCCUGGCCUGAAGUGAAACUACAUAGAUUUGAUCAGGUCAGUGCUCUUUGCAGUGAUGAAGAGGCUUCUCCUGAGCACUGUCUCAAAGACGACUCUACCCCACAAGUGCACCCAGAGCCCCCGAGCAUCCUGCAGAUGAAAGAGGAGCUUGACCAGAGGGCUGCUCAGCAAGGAGGCUCCUGUAGUCGCGAGGGUGCACCCUCACACCUAUACAGAUUAUUAACUGUUGAGCAGGUAGCAAGUGUCAAAGCUGAGCCACGUGGAGAUGAGUGUUUAACAUCUGCCUGCGGAAUAAAUGGAGACUCAGAAGUUCAACAACUAAAACUAGAAGAUCCACUUGAGCUCACUUACCAUAAGAAGGGUGGUACUCAACAAGACUGGAGCCACUGUCAGGACCGUGAUGACCCUCAUCCUCCUCAGAUGAUCAAAGUGGAGAAGUCUGCAUCAUCUAGUCCUCGGGAAGAGGCUGACUGCGACUACAACCUCUGUCAUCAGCCAUUGAAUGUGUAUAGUGAGCCUCAUUCUCUAACCCUGAGCUCCAGCUGCUGCAGUCUGAGCAACAAAGCCUUUAAUACAGCAGAAAAGAUGGCAGAUGUUGAAAACUGCAAACUGUCAGGACUGUCUGGAAUUUCUCAGUCUGCCCAGAGUGAACAUAAUGAGUAUAUAGAGGGUUUGGUGAAUGGAGAAUGGAUUAAAGCACUCACAGCAGCGGGAAUGAGACAACAGAAAAGGCAAAACACUGACUUGAACAGUCAGGGAGGAGACGGUUUAGGGAUGGAAGGAUAUGCAAAUGAUUUAAUUAGGGAGCGAAAACACACUUGCCCCAUUUGUGCAAAGCGUUUCAAAGAGUCGAGCCAUCUGAAGGAGCACUUCAGGAUCCACACAGGAGAGAAGCCUUACCGCUGUAAGGAAUGCGGCUUGAACUUCAGGCAGAGUGGAGCUCUGACGCUACACAUGAGAAUCCACACAGGAGAGCGACCGUACCAGUGCACGGAGUGCGGCAGGCGCUUCAAUCGUAAAGGUGACAUGGAAACUCACAGGGUGACGCACACACGGGAGAAGCCUCAUCCGUGCUUGUUGUGUGGGAAAAGCUUUAAAAGGAAGAACAGCUUAAAGAAACAUAUGAAGAUCCAUGCAGAGGACAGAACUGAUUACACUCACCCACUGUGACUGUUCACAGGAGACAGCAGUAACAUUUCCCAAACCAAAGUUAUCAUUUAUAUACUGUUAAGCUGAAACUGAAGUGUUUGGGUACGCACCACCAAAUUUAAAAUGUAAACAUACACUGAAAGAGGCACUUUAAAGGUACAGUGAGUCAUUUUUUUGAGGUUAUUUAAUAGAAAAAAAAGGAUAUUGUACUCAUAAAUAUACAAAAAUUGGUGUGUAAUUGUGUAUUCCAAUAAAUUGAUGCAUUCUCAUACACUUAGAAAUAAUUGAAAAUACAUAGGAGUGGGCACUGGCUUGUGAAAGCGGUUCCUCCCAUGUCUGCCAUGUUGCCUUACUCCAGCUCUUCACCUCACACCUUUAUUAUUGUUUUUUUGUUUUAACUGACAGAUAUCUUCAGGGGCCACUUACGCGUUUAAACAUUGUUUUUACAAAUGAGCGAUUAAGAAAGUUAUCUGAACUCAACAAAUGGUAUUUUUGAAGAAUUUGGCAGUGAUGGGACUUCACUGGUUUCUGAUCAAAUAUUUUGAGUUUGUUUGCACACUAACAUUAAAGGCUUCAUGACUGAUUUUGAGGCCUGGCCACAGAUGAUAGAGCAGCAUGACAUGUGAUAACAUCAUAGCAUGCAUAUACAUUGGGCUGCUUUGAUGGAUAUAUGAGGUCUUAUCAUCCAAAAAAUUUGUCUUGAUAUUUUUGUCAUCUUUUUCUAAUAUGAGAAUCAAAUUUGAGUUUUUGUUCUUCAGCUUCCUUUUGAUCAAUGUGGACUUGAAGCUUCUCUAAAGAGAAACGCAUUGAAUCUGUUUUUGUAUCAUUUAGAGUUAGACGAUCCUCACCUCCUCUGAACACACGAUCAUAAAACUCUGCGUAAUUAUAACCAGGAAGGAGACGUUGAGCUCUGGAAUGAGCAGUGUUAAAAAAAUCUAACAAAAUCCAUUGGAGGGCAGGGAUUAACAGUGUCCAAUUAAAAGAGUCUUCACUUGUUUAAGGUUUGCACAUAUUUAAUAAGAUGCUGUUUGAAGACCUGGAAAUGUAAGAAAUGUGUGCAAACAGUGAUGAACAUUUAACAUCCACGAUGGAGCAAAGCUCGAGACCCACAGGAAAUGACGUAGAAGCAUCAGAUGUCGUGGCUGCUAUAACAAUAAUUUUAAACUGAGUAUAACCAUCCAGAUGUAAUAUGUGUCUGCCUGAAUGCAAAUGCACACCAGAAAUUUUUUUAGUGAAGACAAAUUUAAUAAAGAAAGCUGCUGUUACACAAACUGUAGAUUU